AUGAAUUUGUCUACAUAUGAGCAUGCGUUGUCAUUGUGGAAAGAAGCUGGCUUCAGCAGUAUACAAUCGUUACUUGAUGAUAGCAUAGCUAAGAUAAAGGAUUUAGAAACUUCAUCCUUGGAAUCAAGAAAAACGUUAGCCAGUGAGACCAAGAAGUACAAGAAAUUGCCAGAUGAUGAGAAACCUAGCCAAUCUUUGAAAUUAGUGAAAGAAUACCAGAAGGAGAUUGAUUCGUUGACUACCAGAUCAACGUUCUCCGAAAAGGUUGUUAUCGAAUUAUAUGAGAAGUUAAUUGAACAACCGGACCCAACAGGGAUCCUAGAGUCUAUUGUAGAGGAACUGAAGAAAGAUGGCACAAAUGUCGAUGAUAUCAAAGCUGAAAACCAAAAAUUGGCGGCAAUUGUUAGCAAGUGUGCCGAUUAUGACACUUUAAAGAAAAGAUUAUCGGAUCUUGAACAAAAUUCGGCUAAGACAUUAUCCAAUAGAUUAAUCGCCAAAGAGAAAGAAAUUACAUCCAAAUGGGAAGAAAAGCAACGUAAUUGGAAUAAUAGAGAGGACGAAUUAUUGAAACAGUUAGAAACGUUGAAAAAUACCAAUAGCAUCUUGGAAAAGAAAAUAGGUGCUCAGGUCGAUUUGGAGCAACAAGAAGAUGGCGAUGAUGACACCGUUCUCGUUAGUGGAAAGAAUAGCGCUCAAAGUGAGCUUCUGGUACAAGAACUUGAGGCUGCACAAAUUCGUAUCAUGAGUCUUGAAUCACGUAAUGAAGAAUUAAAUUCUGAGGUAACCAAAUUGAAGAGCGAUGAACAACAGGAUUCCAUAUUUCAAGAGAAAGAGACUAAAUUGAACCAAUUGGAAAGUGAAAAUGCUAAAUUGGUUACAUGUUUAGAAGAAGAACGCAAGAGUUUGAAGGAAACAUCCCAAACGUUGAGCUCACAAUUGAAAUCAUCUGCACUUGAAACGCAGACUUAUAAAUCGGAAUUAGAGACAUUGAGACGCAAGUUAACGAACUACUCAGAUUAUGAAAAAAUAAAGCAAGAAUUGAAUGCCAUGAAGAAGAUUGAAUUCGGAACCAGUGAUGACAGUGACAACGAAAACGAUGAUGGUGAUGACUCUAUCACCAGUUCAUUGAAACAUGCGAACCAAAAACUCCAAAAUAAUUUGGUGAAGGCCAAUACUGAAAAGAACAAAUAUAUGAACGAAACCCAAACGCUCAAGAAAAGCAUAGAAGCUUUAUAUUCUAAGAUUCAAAAUCUAGAAACUUUGAAUGCGAAAUUAGAAGCAGACAUUGAGAAGGUCGAAGAUGUAACGAACCAAUUCUCCGAUACACAAUCAAUGAUGUCAGGGGCAACAAGGCAAAUAAGUAAUAGACAUGCCACUAACGAAAAACUAUCUCCUACAAGCUCAAUCAUUGGAAUACCAGAAGAAAAAGAACUAGAUACCUUCUCCGGCAAUUUUAACGGCUCUCCAUCUAUCCUACCAAUUGUCACCAAACAGAGAGACAGAUUCCGCUCAAGAAAUCUAGAGCUUGAAAGGCAAAUAAAGCAUUGUAACCAAGAACAGACGAAACUUAAGGUACAAGUGAAGGAAUUAAAGGCCGAUAAUUCCAAAUUGUACGAGAAGGCAAAGCUACUAAGUUCGUAUUCGAACAAUUCCGCAGUGCGCAAUACAGUAGAUUUGGAAUCUCCAUUUUCCGAAGAAUAUGAGGAGUCAUUACAUCCAUUAUCUAGUUUCAAAGAAAGAGAGCUAGAAAGAUACGAACGACGUAAGAUGCCACCCUUGGAAAGACUAUUCUUGAGUUUUGCAAAAGUUAUUCUAGCGAACAAACAGACAAGAAUGCUAUUCAUGUUGUAUUGCCUUGGAUUACAUGGAUUGGUGAUGGUGAUGACUAUAUAUGUCACAAGUUUCACCAACUACAUAACUCCAGACGUUAGCUCCUCAUCAGGUAGUAUGAUUAACACCAAUCAGUGA
Molecule: messenger RNA, 1968 nt
Organism: Kluyveromyces lactis
Lineage: Eukaryota; Fungi; Ascomycota; Saccharomycetes; Saccharomycetales; Saccharomycetaceae
Gene: COY1
Product: CCAAT displacement transcription factor COY1
Exons: 1
Coding region: 1-1968 (655 amino acids)
Biological process (GO): intra-Golgi vesicle-mediated transport
Cellular component (GO): Golgi membrane
Source: RefSeq, a predicted model, not a curated record